AAAAGAUUUUUAACUGAAAUUCAGUUUACAUGAAAGUUAAAUACCUUUUAACAUUCAUGCUGUUUGCAUAAAUUAUAAAUCAAUUGUCUAAAUUCUCUAUACAAUUUUGAUAAGAAGGUUUUACGAUAUUCCACAUAUAAGUAAGGCAAAUUAUGGCUAUGUUAUCAAGGCACUUCAAGAACGAACUCAAUACUUUUCUCAAAAGAGCGGCGACGCCUAGUGCAGUUCCUUCCAAGAGAAAGCUUUCGGCCACACCAAAUGUAUUUGCUCAUCAGGGAUGGCAACAAGAAGGCAUUCCUGGAUCGGUGAAGUUCUGUUUAAUAUUCUUCAUUAAUGUAGUAGUGUAGUCAGCAUGAUUAUCCUUCAUUUUUAUUAUUAUUAUGUUCUCCCAAAACAACUUGUUUAAUCUUAUAAAUAAUUACUUAUAAUUAUAAUUAAUUACAAGUAUUAAUAUAAAUAAAUCCAAUUGCCAUUGCAAUUCAAUAAAUAAUGGCACACUUUCAUAAGUUUUCUUGUUAAAUUUAUUACCAUUCAUUGCUUUCAAAUAUUAAAUUAACGAAAAGUUAAUUUUUCCACUAAUACUCAAUAGCUUAUUUAUAUUUUAUAGUUAUAGAUCUAGUUGUGCUGUUGACAGUUUUUUGUGUGUAGUGUUGUGUACUAGUAGGUAGUAGUAAUAGUGGGGAGGGGGCAUUAGUAUUUACCUAGGCAUAUAAGUAAAGCAUUUGUCUCCUAGAUCAAUAUUUAAUUUAAUGUGCAGAUGAUUUUAUUCAUUUUUGUUUUGUCCUCAGAAUAUGCCCUUUUCAACUAAGUACAAAUCCAUUUUUACCACUGGAUUUGCUUUGUUCUUUUUGGUUGGAAUAUCGGCAUCAUUUAUUUUGUUUAGGAGGCAGAUGUUAGUUAUUAAUGGACCUCCACAGAGUACGGAUUCCUACUCAGAUUCACCAAUUGAAUCAACUAUUGUGAUUUGUAAAUAAGGAAAAUGAUGAUAUAAAGGUACUAAAAUUUAGAAAUUUUGUGACAUUUGUUUAUGUUUUUAUCAUUAGAUCUAACCCACGAACUGAUCGGCCGAUUUCCUCUUCCCAAACUGUGUCGGCCGAUAAAAACGGCCGAUAAAAAAUGCAUUGAAAGAAUAAGUUCCAGUCCAAUAUUUUACACCAAAUAAAACUACUUCCUUUUAAUAAUAAAUCAACUUAAGUUUAUGAGUUAUUUUUACAAUGAUCUUUAUCAAGCAAAAUUUUUAGAUUUUCGUGAAGUGGAUGAGGCCAUAGCUGGACCAUCUGGCUUACAAUAUAAAUCAGUUAGAAAUCUUUUUGAUGAUUCUUUUUAGUUAAUGACUUAAGUGAUUCGGAAUUUGAUUUUUCCAAUCUCAUGCGAAAACAAUGAUAAUUACGAUUAUUUUUAUAGUGGGUCAGAAAGCGAAAGUUCAGAUGAUGCAGACCUAAGCCUAGAACGAAUAGGCGAUGCUGCCACAACAGGACUUGUUCAAAACUAUGUUGCAGAUAAUUUUGUACCAACAAAUAAUAAUUGGAAGAAACACACAAUGGACAGUUUGUGGGUUAAAUGUAAUAUUAUUUGAGAGUUCUGUUUUUACAACCUACUUAAUUUAAAAAACUAAUAAGAGAAACAUAGUAAAGCAAAGAAACUAAUGAGAGACUAAAUUACGGUAAUACAAAAGUUGAAAAAAAAAAUUCCAAUGCACUUAUUUUGUAAUAAAUAAUUAUCAAUGAAGCCUUGUAAGAUCUUAAUUAAGUUUCACCCUAAUAAAUAAAUUCAUGUGUAUAUACUAAACUACAUCGCAUAUUUACAUUGUUUGUUUCAGGAUUUGUGCAAGAGACCUGCAGUGAACAAAGACCUUGCUUAAUUGUUCUUAAGUGGAAGCAUUCUAAUUUUAAUUAUUUUUUUUCGUAUUUCAUUUAGAAAUUAUUAUUUCCAAAUAAACAUUUAAAACGUAUACACUUGCUUUUUUAUCAUUUUUUUUCAGGAAGUUAUCCAUAGGCCUCUUUAAUGUAGCCUACAUUAGGGUUGUAAGAAAAUGGAAUUAUUGCCAAUUAAUUAGCCAC
Molecule: messenger RNA, 2060 nt
Organism: Lymnaea stagnalis (great pond snail)
Lineage: Eukaryota; Metazoa; Mollusca; Gastropoda; Lymnaeidae
Source: the annotation of a GenBank genome assembly